Messenger RNA from Neoarius graeffei (lesser salmon catfish), 3263 nucleotides. RefSeq names its product K(lysine) acetyltransferase 2B (gene kat2b). Lineage: Eukaryota; Metazoa; Chordata; Actinopteri; Siluriformes; Ariidae. The coding region runs from base 169 to 2472 and encodes 767 amino acids. The record is from RefSeq and is a predicted model, not a curated record. Gene Ontology annotation, molecular function: protein binding; histone H3 acetyltransferase activity. Gene Ontology annotation, biological process: chromatin remodeling; positive regulation of transcription by RNA polymerase II. Gene Ontology annotation, cellular component: nucleus; histone acetyltransferase complex. The transcript has 18 exons.
AAACGAGGAGAGAGAGAGAGAGAGAGAGAAAAAGACAGGGAUGAACGCCAUGUCUGAUCCUUCCGUGGAGGAGUGAAAGAGAGAAAAGGAGGCGAGGCGAGGCGGGGAGCGCGUGCGGCUGUUGGAGGAGGUUUCCGGGGGGGAGGCCGCAGGCCCGGCGGCUCGGCCAUGGCGGAGAAUUCGGCGGGAAGUGCGCACGGCUCGGCGAAGGCGAAGGCGCAGCUCCGCUCCUCACCGCGCCUCAAGAAACUCGAGAAACUCGCCGUGUACUCUUCCUGUAAGGCUGAAGGAGCUUGUAAGUGUAAUGGUUGGAAGAGCCAAAAUCCGCCUCCUACUCCACCACCUCCAACCCCACCCAGGGCUGAACAACCUAACUCUGUGAAUCUCCUCGAACCUUGCAGGAGUUGCAGCCACCCUUUAGGAGACCAUGUAACACAUCUGGAGAACGUUUCAGAAGACGAGAUGAACAGAUUACUGGGUAUUGUGCUGGAUGUGGAGUAUCUCUACACAUGCGUCCACAAAGAGGAGGACGCUGACACUAAGCAAGUCUACUUCUCUCUGUUUAAGUUGCUAAGGAAAUGCAUCCUGCAAAUGGGGAGGCCUGUGGUGGAGGCUUUAGAGAGUCCACCGUUUGAGAAACCAAGCAUCGAGCAGGGGGUGAAUAACUUUGUUCAGUACAAGUUCAGUCACCUCCCAUCGAAAGAGCGACAGACCAUUGUGGAACUGGCCAAGAUGUUCCUAAACCAGAUCAACUUCUGGCAGUUGGAGACGCCGUCGCAGAGACGGCAGCGGGUCCCUAUUGAUGACGCAGCUGGCUAUAAAAUCAACUACACCAGGUGGCUGUGCUACUGUAACGUACCGCAGUUUUGCGACAGUCUCCCGCGCUAUGAGGCUACGCAGAUCUUUGGCCGCACUCUACUGCGUUCUGUCUUCACCAUCAUGAGAAAACAGCUGCUGGAACAGGCCAGGCAGGAGAAAGACAAACUGCCUCCUGAGAAACGAACACUCAUCCUAACACACUUCCCCAAGUUCCUUUCUAUGUUGGAAGAGGAGGUGUACAGCCCUAAUUCUCCUAUUUGGAGUGAAGACUCCAUGGGUGGUGCGUCAGGUGGACAUAUCCCUAGAGUGAUCAGUGCGCCCCAGGUGGCCCGGCCACUCUACUGCACCACUACGUCCUCUCCUGUGGGGCUGACGGGAACAGGCAGUGUGAGUCCUGCACGCAAAACUGCAUCCGCUCUGGAACCUAGCACAGGUGGAGAGAAGCGAAAGUCCUCUGAACCACUUUCUCUUGAAGACACUAAGAAAGCACGGGUCAUGGGUGACAUUCCUAUGGAGCUGAUAAACGAGGUCAUGUCCACCAUCACAGAUCCUGCUGCCAUGCUUGGACCAGAGACCAGUCUCCUCUCGGCUCACUCUGCACGAGAUGAGGCUGCACGGUUGGAAGAAAGGCGAGGCGUAAUAGAGUUUCAUGUCAUUGGAAACUCCCUCAACCAGAAGCCUAACAAGAAGAUUUUGAUGUGGCUGGUGGGCCUUCAGAAUGUUUUCUCUCACCAGCUGCCUCGAAUGCCCAAAGAGUACAUUACACGCCUCGUCUUCGACCCAAAGCACAAGACGCUGUCUCUAAUCAAAGAUGGCCGUGUGAUUGGGGGAAUCUGCUUCCGGAUGUUUCCAUCUCAGGGCUUCACAGAAAUAGUUUUUUGUGCUGUAACCUCCAAUGAACAGGUCAAGGGUUACGGAACACACCUGAUGAACCACCUAAAAGAGUAUCACAUCAAACACGAGAUCCUCAACUUCCUCACGUAUGCUGAUGAGUACGCUAUUGGCUACUUCAAAAAGCAGGGAUUCUCUAAAGACAUAAAGGUCCCGAAAGCCAAGUACGUGGGCUACAUUAAAGACUAUGAGGGAGCAACGCUCAUGGGCUGCGAACUCAACCCCAGCAUACCGUAUACAGAGUUCUCGGUCAUCAUUAAGAAACAGAAAGAGAUCAUUAAGAAGCUGAUAGAGAGGAAACAGGCACAGAUACGCAAGGUGUAUCCUGGUCUGUCCUGUUUUAAGGAAGGUGUUCGCCAGAUUCCCAUCGAGAGCAUUCCAGGCAUACGUGAAACAGGCUGGAAACCUUUGGGGAAAAGCAAAGAGGUGAAAGAUCCAGAUCAGCUGUGUAGCACCUUAAAAACCAUUCUACAGCAGGUCAAGUCCCACCAGAACGCAUGGCCCUUUAUGGAACCUGUAAAGAAGAAUGAUGCACCUGGUUAUUACCAAGUCAUUCGUUUUCCAAUGGACUUGAAGACUAUGAGUGAGCGCCUGAAGAGUCGCUACUACACCACAAGGAAGCUGUUCAUGGCGGACAUGCAGCGGAUUUUCACUAACUGUCGGGAGUACAACCCUCCUGAAAGCGAGUACUACAAGUGUGCUAACCUGCUGGAGAAGUACUUCUACAUUAAGAUUAAAGAGGCGGGCCUUAUCGACAAGUAGAACAGCCUGAACACUCUAAGGGGAUCUGCCUCACCUUUUUUUUUUUUUUUUAAAUCCCUUUCUUGCACUUUUUUUCUUCAGUGGCACUUGUCAGACUUUGUUGGCUUGAGCUCUUUCCAACAUGAAAGAUUUUACAGCUCGGAACCCGUUUCCAUAAAACUGGUUGUAGCACAAAAACUGUACAUCAGCAGAGCUUCAAAACUCUGAUAGGCUAUAGAUGAUGUUAGCGAGAUGUGUACGUGUGUGUAGUCUGCCCAAGGACAUCUUGGUGUGUACAUAGCGUCCAUCAUGUUUCUGAAACAUUACCCCUGCCAAAAACACAACAUUUCACGUGUGAGUGAGAACCUGUGUACGUAAACCAACUUUAAAAUAAUAGCUGUAUAUUUUCUAUGGUAGAGAAUUUGUCAUCAUGUACAUGAACAUACUUUAUACGUCAUGCAAGUGACAUUAUUCAAAAAAGCCACAUACUUCUGCUACAUUUUCUAUGUAAAAAUCUGCACUUAUUAUUUAAAGAAAUUGCGAUAAAUACAAGCAUUUGUAAGAUAAGAUGAAGGUCUGUUGGAAAAAAAAAUGCACCGAGUGGUUGGUUGUUGCUCUGCAUUGCACAGGAUUUGGAAAGUCUUACUGUGUGUUUUUGGUCUUAACUUCUAUCCAAGUGAUGAAAAAAUACAACCUUGUAGUUAAAGGCAACAACAAAAGAAAAUGUGCAAUAACUCAUAGAUUUGUUGUUUUGUAAAAUGUUUGUACUUUUAAAUAUUUAGGAAGAGAUGGAGUUUGUAUUGUUAUUUUAU